UGUCCAAAGAUGGUGGAUAAAUGAAGAUAGUUCACUCAGGCCGUUUACCAUUGGAAACAAAUGGUCAGUUCAUGUCUGCUUAACGGGGUGAAUCUCCAAUAGACACCAAUGCGAUAGCAGCUGGGUUUUGGUCUCCUAGGUUCAUUGACUUCAAUUGAACCAGAAAGAAAAACAGCGAGUGGAGUGUCUCGCUUCCUCUUCCGUCUCUGCCCUGACUACGUGCGUUGUAUUUUCCUCUCCACUAUCCCAGACUCCGGGACGUGAGAGACUAUAUAAUAAUAUAAACAUGAGCGACGGGGGCUAUUGGGGCCACUAGCCAGUAUCACGUUUAUCGCCAGUCAAAGAAGGAAGAGAGAGAGAGGGGUAUCACCCCUACCUAAGUUUUUAUCAACAAAGCCCACAUUGUUUAUUUUGUUACAUAUGCUUAGGUUUAUUGAAGUUUUCUUUUUCCACAAUCUAAACUCCAUCUGGACCAAGUAAGGUUCCUCUCUGGCUCCCUAAAAGGAACACGCAUAUAUAUAUAUAUAUAUACACACACACACUGUGACGUGAGAACCCAACGCAUGGUCAUGUUCCCCCAUGCUCCCCUCCCUAUGGCUUAUCUAUAAUCAGGACCCCAACUGAACCACAACCCGACCGCCGUACUCCUCGGCCGGCUACCACAACCACCACUCCCCCCCACCCUCUACUCCAACCAUGGCCAGUAAGAGGAAGUCCACCACCCCCUGUAUGAUCCCCAAUAAGACCAUGCACCUCCGUGAGGAGCUGGAGCAGGACGCAUACCUGUCAGACCCUCCUUCCCUCAGACAGGCCCAGGCCCGGGACCAAGGCUACCCAAUGGGGGGUAACAGGCAGAGCCCCCUGGAGCGAUCCCCAGGUGAGUCCUCCAGGCCUGAGGGGGGCGGCAUUGUCAAAGACUGGGGCGGCACCUACAUGUGCAGGCAUUGUAACUUUGAGACCCAGGACCUCAACCUGUUCCUGGACCACGUCUACAGUGGCCACCCGGACUUCAGAGCUGACCCCAGCUUCCAGUGCGUGGACUGUGGGGUGUCAGCAGCCAAGUUCGAGGGCCUGGCCCUGCACAACGCCCGGGUCCAUCUCAGCACGGUGAGCACCACCCUGCAGCUGAGGAAGAGGGACAUGAGGUUAGUGGUGGAGCAGAGUCUGGUCACAGGGACAGAGACAGCGAGGGACACAGAGAUCUCCAUCACCAAGACCCCCAUCAUGAGGAUGCUGAAGGGCAAGUCCGAGUCCAAGAGGAUUGUGGUGUCCCAUUCCUCCCAUGAUGAACCCUCCUCAGACCCCCCACCCCUCUUCAUCUCUACCUCCAAAGAUACAGAGAGAAAAGAGACCCCCACAGUGACGGUUACCCACGUCCCUACCAUAAUGCACAAUGGGACAGCCACCAAGGUCACCCUGCCCUCAGCGAUCCAGAUAGUGAACGGCUCGGGUGCUCUGCCCAUGCUCAAGACCGCCAUCACACAGGUUGUGUCAGUGAUCCAGAACAGGAACUUUCACCAUCAGACAGCUCCCAUCACCGUCUCCUCAGCUCUCUCCUCCACCACCUCCUACUCCACCUCCUCAAAGAACAUGCCCAAGGUGAUGAUCCCUCUGAGCAGUAUCCCAACCUACAGCGCCUCCAUGGACUCGUCCUCCUUCCUCAAGACGUCCUUCAGUAAGUUCCCCUACCCCACCAAGGCAGAGCUCUGCUACCUCACCGUGGUCACCAAGUUCCCAGAGGAGCAGAUCAAAAUCUGGUUCACCGCCCAGAGACUCAAGCAGGGCAUCAGCUGGUCUCCAGAAGAGAUUGAGGAGGCCAGGAGGAAGAUGUUCAACACCAUCAUACAGACUGCGCCACCUAGCACCCAGCACCAUACACUACACCGAGGCCAGACCCAGGCCCAGCAUACCAUCACAGUCCUACCUGCCUCUCUGGGGUCUACAGGGAUCCCUCACAUCCUCCAGGGCUCUCUGGUGGGCCAGGGAGGGGUGAUCGUCACCCAGCCCAUGAUGGCCAAUGGCAUCCAGGUCAGCAAUGCCCCCAUGGCUCUGGCGGUCACACCCAAGCAUCAGGCUGCGGCCCGGCCUAUGGUGCAGGCCAGGCCUGCGGCCGCCCUGGUGGCAGAUAAGGGGAUCAGCAUGGUGGGGACGGUGGGGAGCAGUAGUAGUGGAAGCAACAUCAGUAGUAGUAAUGGUGGAGAGAGUACUAGUAGUAUCAGCAGUGGUAGUAGUAGUUUCAGUAGUCAUGCUAGUGUUAUUAACUUUAGCCUUGGCAACAACCAAGGGAACAGCAUUCAUAGCAAUAUCAAUGGCAAAGCCAUCAACACCAAUGGCAAAGCCAUCAAUGGCAAUGGAAAAAUAUAUAAUGCUAUUGCUAAUCUCAAUGGGAAAAGCAACAGCAAUGCUAUCAGCAUGGUUAAAAGCAUCAACACUGACAGUAGGCGCAAUGACGGCAGCAAAAGCCACAGCAGUACUAUUGCUAAAAUUAUCAGUGAGAGUAGCGUCAUCUCUGAUAUCAAAAGCACCAUUGACAACAAACCCAACAGCAGCAAUGAUACUAACAGCAGCAGCAGCUUGAGCAACAAGAAAACAAUCACCACCCCGACCUGUGGUCCCACAGCUACUCCUCCCCCUACAGCCUCCACAAACACCACCAGUAACCCCACCACAACCAAAACAGAGGCGGCUUCUUCCCCCUCCACCAAACAUUCUUCCUCGUCUUCCCCGGCGCCGAGCGGGAGCACGGACGCCAGCGGAACCCCAAUCUCCCGAACGCUCCCCAACACCUUCCUGGACCCUAGCUUCUACAAGAGCAAGAAGUCUGUGGAGCAAUUGUGUGCGCUCAAAGAGAGCUUCACUAACAACCAGUUCCCCAACCAGGAGGAGGUGGACCGCCUCAUCUCCAUCACCGGCCUGACCGUGCGCGAGGUCCGCAAGUGGUUCAGUGACCGCCGCUACCACUUCCGCAACCUCAAGGGGGGGCGUUCAAGUACGGGCGGUCAGGGUGGUGCUAGCACUCCAACCACACCCGGGUUGGCUAGUGCAACCACCCGAUCUGGGACCCCCAGUGGUACCCCCAUGGACCUGUCGGACACUGCCACUCCCAAUGAACCCCCCCAAAAAAAACAGCAGGGGUCGGCAGCCCUCAGUGCCCCUCCCUCACAGAUGCCCACCUCCCCUACCACCCUGUCCAGACGGCCCCCCAGACCCCCCUCCCCAGACUUCACAGCCAUCCGCUACAAAGAGAGGGACCCUCAGCAGGUGAGGGCGCUGGAGGCCAGCUUCAGCCAGGACCCUGACCCCUCCGGAGAGGAGGUGGACCGCCUCCGGUCUGAAACCAAGAUGACCCGCAGAGAGAUCCACGGCUGGUUUGCUGAACGCAGGAAGAGAGUCGCUGCUGAGAAGAAGAAAGAGGAGUUAGAGAGGGAGGAAGAGGAGGAGAUGGAUGCAGGGGGACGGGAGGUGGGAGGGAAGAGUAAGGAUGAUGCCGGGGUGAAGAAAGAGGAGGAUGCGGAGGAGAGGCAGAAGGAGGAUGGUUCAGGCUCAGAGCUGAAGGUGAACCCCAUUAAGAUCAACCUGAAGAUGCUCAAAGUGACUGAGUCCAAUGGCAAACUGGAGACUGAGGGAGGCCAGGCAAACAGCCCUACGAUGCCUACCCUAUUUCCCCCAGCCCCAACCCUCACCCCUGCACCAUCCACAAUUCCAUCUCUGACCCCAAAGCCAUCCCCAUCACCCAAACCCUCCCCUAUCCGGGGCAAGAAGACAUUAGAGCAGCUCCACCUCCUGAAGCAGGUGUUUGCCCGGACCCAGUGGCCCAGUGCGGUACAGUAUGACGAGCUGAUCUCUUCCACGGGGCUUCCCAGGCCUGAGGUGGUGCGCUGGUUCGGUGACUGUCGCUACGUGCAGAAGAACAGCCAGCUAAAGUGGCUAGAGGCCUACCAGACCAUGGUCCUGGAGGAGGACUUCCAGAGGGGAGACACUCAGAUGCUGAAGGCCCAUCUGGAGGCCCAUGGAAGUCUGGAGGAGGAACAGGUGUUGGAGCUGGCCCAGGCUAGUGGGCUGACAGAAGAGCUGGUAAGACGCUGGUUCUCUACCCAGGCUCCUCUACUGCUGCAGGGGAAGGAUAGGGGGGUUGCAGAGGAGGUGGAAGCAGGGGAGACACCCGGGGUGGGGGGAGUAACAGUAACAGCCAGCCCAGCACCCACGGCACCCAUGGAGGGAGGAGCGGCAGAGCCGGUCCAAGGAGAGGGGGAGGUGAAAGAGGAGAAGAUGGAACAGUCGGUGUGUGGAGGAACGAAAGAGGGGGAUGAGGAGAGGAGUGCGGAAAACAAGGCUGUGAAUCCUGGAAAAGGAACAGACUGAGGAUCUUUGUCUGAGCAGGGAAAAGAGGAGUGAGG
Coregonus clupeaformis (lake whitefish) is the source of this 4397-nucleotide messenger RNA. Its product is annotated as zinc fingers and homeoboxes protein 3-like. Bases 697 to 4362 code for a protein of 1221 amino acids. Gene Ontology annotation, biological process: regulation of transcription by RNA polymerase II. The record is from RefSeq and is a predicted model, not a curated record. NCBI's taxonomy places the organism in Eukaryota, Metazoa, Chordata, Actinopteri, Salmoniformes, Salmonidae. Gene Ontology annotation, cellular component: nucleus. The transcript has 7 exons. Gene Ontology annotation, molecular function: DNA binding; DNA-binding transcription factor activity, RNA polymerase II-specific.